Menidia menidia (Atlantic silverside) is the source of this 1836-nucleotide messenger RNA. NCBI's taxonomy places the organism in Eukaryota, Metazoa, Chordata, Actinopteri, Atheriniformes, Atherinopsidae. The record is from the annotation of a GenBank genome assembly.
CUGGAUGCGCAAAGUCUAACCGGACCGGGGGGGAAUCUGUGCCAGAGCAGGUAUAGCGGAAGGGGGGACAAGACAUCGGAGAACAUGGACCUGUUUGGGAUUUUCCUGCUCCUCUCGGUCGCUCUCCUUCCACGGUUCAGCUGCACCACGGCCAAGGAGAUCACCUGCCAGGAGAUAGCCGUGCCCCUGUGCAAGGGGAUCGGCUACAACUACACCUACAUGCCCAACCAGUUCAACCACGACACGCAGGACGAGGCGGGACUGGAGGUGCACCAGUUCUGGCCUCUGGUCGAGAUCCAGUGCUCGCCGGACCUUAAGUUCUUCCUCUGCAGCAUGUACACUCCGAUCUGCCUGGAGGACUACAAAAAACCUCUGCCGCCCUGCCGGAGCGUGUGCGAGCGCGCCCGUGCCGGCUGCGCGCCCCUGAUGAGGCAGUACGGUUUCCCCUGGCCGGACAGGAUGAAGUGCGACCUGCUGCCCGUGCAGGGCAACCCGGACACUUUAUGCAUGGACUACAACAGGACCGACUCCACCACGGUUUCCCCGGUGCUGUCAAAACCCACCAACCACCCCGGGAAAGGCUACAGCCCGCCGAAGAGUAAACCGCCAAGACCCGGCUCACCCGGAAAGUACAAGCCGCCCGCCUCCCCCUGUGAGCCCGGGUGUAAGUGUUUGGAGCCCAUGGUGCCUGUAAAUACGGAACGGCACCCGCUUUAUAACCGGGUCAAAACGGGACAGAUCACCAACUGCGCCAUGCCGUGCCACAAUCCCUAUUUUACGCACGACGAGAGAGCGUUCACCGCGUUUUGGAUCGGACUUUGGUCGGUGUUGUGCUUCGUGUCAACUUUUGCCACCGUCGCCACUUUCCUCAUAGACAUGGAGCGCUUUAAGUAUCCGGAGAGACCGAUCAUAUUCCUGUCUGCCUGUUACAUGUUCGUUUCGGUGGGAUACAUCGUCCGGCUGAUCGCCGGACACGAGAAAGUGGCGUGCAACAGGGAGUUCGACCUGGAGCACAUCCACUACGAGACCACCGGCCCGGCUCUGUGCACCGUGGUCUUUCUCCUCAUUUACUUUUUCGGCAUGGCCAGUUCCAUCUGGUGGGUCAUCCUGUCGCUGACCUGGUUCCUCGCGGCCGGGAUGAAGUGGGGCAACGAGGCGAUCGCCAGCUACUCUCAGUAUUUCCACCUGGCAGCAUGGCUGAUUCCGAGCAUGAAAUCCAUCGCGGUGCUCGCGCUCAGCUCCGUGGACGGAGACUCCGUGGCCGGCAUCUGCUACGUGGGCAACCAGAACCUGGACAACCUGCGCGGCUUCGUCCUGGCCCCUUUGGUGAUUUAUUUAUUCAUAGGCACCAUGUUUCUCCUGGCCGGAUUCGUGUCGCUGUUCAGGAUCCGCAGCGUCAUCAAGCAAGGCGGCACAAAAACCGACAAGCUGGAAAAGCUGAUGAUCCGAAUUGGGAUUUUCACAGUGCUCUACACCGUGCCGGCGACCAUAAUAGUCGCUUGUUACUUUUAUGAGCAGCACAACAGACAGAGCUGGGAAAUUACGCACAACUGCUCCAACUGUUUACUGGAGCGGGACCGCCGGAGCCCGGACUAUGCCGUUUUUAUGCUCAAGUACUUCAUGUGCCUUCUGGUGGGCAUCACGUCCGGGGUGUGGAUCUGGUCCGGCAAAACUUUGGACUCCUGGAGGACUUUCUGCACGAGGUGCUGCUGGGGCAGCAAAGGCACCAGCGGCUCCAUGUACAGCGACGUGAGCACCGGGCUGACGUGGAGGUCGGGCACGGCCAGCUCCGUGUCCUGCCCCAAGCAGAUGCCAUUGUCCCAGGGCCUGAAUUGA